GCCAGAUACGGCCGUUAAGAAAGCGGUUGCAUGCUAAACAUCGUAACGUUGGCGGUAUCGUGGAACCUAUUCGCGUUAUUUCGACGAGGUUUCUUCAGUUAUACACGCGUCCUGAUAUUACUCCAAACCCACACGAUUAAACGUGACCCGAAGUGAUUGUGAAACUUGCCAUGAAUGCAUGCUCGAAGCAAAUCGUCUCUUUGUUCCCAGCGUCGUAGAAGAGAGUGUGAAUGCCUACACCGAUAAAUUUUAAGUGGCCUCUGUGUGCGAAACGUUUCACCGAUCAACGUGAAUUCUGGAUUUGUAUUCGACGAUAGUGCAGCAACGAGCACGUUUGAUGAACCAAACAACGCAUCUGGGAAAAGUUUGAUUUGCAUCGCCGGGAUGUCGAACCCAAGGAGUAUCAGUGGUUCAGUUCGAGAAGGCACCAGGGUUGUGCUUCGAGAAAUCACGGCAUCCCUUCAUAAUUCACCUCCUCUGCAACCUCCUCGUUGCAAGAGCGUCAGCGACAAUUCACUACAAAAAACAGCAGAGCAUGAGGUGAAGGUCCGGUUCGCCCGAGAGUUCGCCGACGUUGGAUCGGUCACCUACUCGGCUCCAGAGUCUCUGUCCUCGGCCAGCAGUUUCCAAAGUCUCACCAGCAGCCUCAGCACCAAGAGCAGCAGCGGCAUAUGCCCAGACUCCGUGCCCCAAAGUCCCAAUCAGGUCACAGAUACUUCCUAUUUGAACAACAGUAUACAUGGCGUAGAAGACUUGAUCCUCGGUUGCGCAACCAUACGCCUCAGCAGUGAGGAGGAUCAAAACCACUCGUUCAACGAGCUUCAGACCACCCAGGACAUCAGCCAGGACCAGAGUUUCUCAUCUGCCAUCGGACCAGAACUCACGAGAGAGCUUAUCAAAGAUAUCUCGCCACUGAGCUCUGAUAAAAUCCUCCAAAGAGUCGAAGAAAGCUCCUCGAGACGAAGUUCGCUGGUCAACCGUCUACACGAUGUGGAAGAGCGACCUAUUCUGAUUGUUCCUAACGCGUUAGUGGUAGAAGAACCGACCAAGGAACCGGUUUUUCCCAAAGAGAGUGAUGAUCUGAUCAGCAGUCCUCAAAUUAGUAGUCUUACGAACAUUGAAGAGCUUCCAUUGUCACAGCACAGUGGAGAGGGCUCGAGUUUAAACUCUACUAUUUGUUUGUCAGCUGUCAAAGAAGACCCAAGCUAUUCGAAGCCAGAAGAACAUAUUGCACAAGAAAAUACUGAGGUUAAAGCUGAGCUUUUGUCGGUAAACGUUAUACCUAGCUCCGCUGUAGACUCUGUAGAUUCAGUGUCUGCACUCAUAGAACAUGCAGAAGGCCCGUCAUUGCCUAGUAUUUCCGCGAUAUCCUUAUUGAGUCUUACAGGCUCUACAAAACUAAACGAAAGCGAAACUUGUGAAGUUGGAGAAGAUGUGAAGAGCCUGUUAGUCAGGUCGUCGUCCCCUAUUAAUGGUACUAACGAAGGUGCAAUCACCGUAUCGCAGAAUGUAUUGAAGAGUCCCGAUCAAGAUAUUCAAGACACACAUAGCAGUCAAGCAGAGUCAAUCUCACCCAGUUUUUACGAUGCUACGGACGGCGGAGAAAGUCGUGCUGUUCUUCUAAACGACACUCCUUUGUCAACACUGAAAACGCUUAAGCUUGAGGAGCAUUUAGAGAUUAAUGUUCCUAAGGGAAACGAAUGUAGCGAGACAUUCGGUAGCGACGUUGAACUUUCAUCAAAGGUAGAUAGCCUGAAAGUAGAUGUCUCUCCUUUGGCCACAAAGGAAACAGUAGACGAUAAUAAGUCGGAGGUGUUUCUGAGCGCACAAGGAACAAAUAUUAUCGAAGGAGCAAACGCGAUAAAUGCAGCGAAGCAAAUAGAACUCGAGGAGACAGAAGAACGAUCGUUUGAAGAAAAAUUAGACAAGACUCUCACUUUUCAAGAUAAUUCUUUAAAGUUGGAUAGUGUACAGGAAAUAGAACAGUAUACGGAUUUCAAGCCUCAACGGCAGAGUACCACGUUAGCUUUACCCGUCGAACAACCGAAUUUCGAUGAAUUGAAAGCUGCUGCUGAACAGAUUGCCGAUGAUAUUUUUAAAACCUCGUUGGAGUUUUCCGAAGACAACGACUGUUUUAUCACCGCCACACCCGACAUAUUCCAAGAUCCUACAUCCUUCGAUUUUCUCAUCAACCACGGCAACAAGAAGACCAUAAACCGCUUGAGAAACGAAUCUUUGUAUGUGAAGUUCGACCCACUGGUGACAGAUACCAGUAUGUUACCUCAAGGAAAUAGUCCGCCUAUGAACGAGGAACAAAACGGCAAAACUGAAAGCACGCCGCCAAACAUUGUUACUCCAAAACGUAAUCCUGCCAUAGCAGCUAUAGACAGGCUACUUUUUUACAGUCCUCUUUGUACUAGUAUGACGCAGAAAAUGGAAGAACCUCUGGAAAAAAUCAAACCGACUACGGAAGAACCAAAAUCGGAUGCUCCACUAGUUAACGAUAUCAAUAUGAGCAAAGAACUAGAGUUAGUAAGGGCGACCGUACUACAACUAGAGGAAGAGCUAGAGAAGCAAAAGAAGGAGUAUGAAGCUGAAUUGGAAAGACAAAAGAACUCCUUCCAAGAAAAGAUUAACAAGUUACAAGCACAGAUCGCGCAGGAGGUGAAGAGUAAAUCGGAGAUGACGGUCGUAAUUGGGGAAUAUGAGAGAUCGAUUAGUCGAAUGCUCACAGAGGUAGAAAGAGAUCGUACGACUUUUGAGCAAGAGAAAACAAAGGUGCAAGAAGAGUUGCAUACCACGAACGUUCAUUUAACGAACACGGAGGCUGCUUUCAAUGACGUUCAUCAAAAAUAUGAGAGGCUUAAAGGAGUCGUGACCGUAUAUAAAAACAAUGAAGCAGUUCUGAAAGAAAGUAUCCAGGAAAAUCUAGAAACUAUUAAGAGUUUGGAAACCCGAUACGAUAACCUUAAAAAUCAUGCUUUGAUUCAGCUCGAGAACGCUAACCUCGAAUUGGAUACCAUGCGAAAACAACACCAAGACGAAACGGUAAAACUUCAUGCAAUGGUCAGGAAAGCAGAACUCAAAAGUAACUCGCUAGCUGAACUGGUUGAGCAGAAAACUAAAGAGAAUAAAGAAUUGGCCCAAAUAUUGGAUGAAGUGAUCGCCAGGGUUGGUCACCAAAACGCGGAAUAAAAAAAGAGCGAACGGAAUAAACGAGUAUCGCGAAUGCAAUGCGAUUAGUCUUUAUUUUUUUACUCGCCCCCCUUAACGUUUUAGAUACAACCACAUACUAGGUAUGAUUGAUAUAUAUGUAUACAUGCGUUGUUUCUAAAAUUAUUAAUUGCAAAUUACGUUUUUGUUUCAAAGAAGCACCUUUUAUUAAUUAUUUAUAAGUUGUGAAAUAUAUAUAUAUAUAUACUA
Hylaeus volcanicus is the source of this 3423-nucleotide messenger RNA. RefSeq lists its product as uncharacterized. Gene Ontology annotation, biological process: cell population proliferation; mitotic spindle organization. Bases 385 to 3195 code for a protein of 936 amino acids. The transcript is spliced from 7 exons. Lineage: Eukaryota; Metazoa; Arthropoda; Insecta; Hymenoptera; Colletidae. The record is from RefSeq and is a predicted model, not a curated record. Gene Ontology annotation, cellular component: cytoplasm.